AUGCCACCAAAUACUCGAUCGUUACUCAGAAAGAUUUGUCGGUAUGUUUACUACGCUGGUGCCGGCAAUUGUUGGUACGAAGACAUUUACCAUGAAACGAAACCUUACAAACUAUACAGUAUAGUAACAUUCUCCAUCUAUACCAUCAUGAUUUUCUUGGAAAACGUAGCCGCAUUGUUCGGGAAAUUCCCUGAAGUCGAAAAGAAUUCAGCCGUCAUGUUCUCGGCCAUACACGACAUUGUGCUCACAAAAAUGUUUCUGCUUUUAUACCAUAAGCAAUCUAUAAGGAAAUUAAACUACGACAUGUCUACUGUCGGCUCGAGUUUUGAAGAAGAUCAUGUCAUGAGGAAACAAUAUCUGAAAACGACAGUAGGUAUAUGGUUGUACGUCAUCUCCGUCUACCUGUCUCUCGGAGCGUAUGGGGUCGAGAGCGCGAGGAGGUCGAUCGUCGAAGGGACCCCUUUUUAUACCGUGGUCACAUAUUUACCGUUUUACGAUGACAAUUCAGUCGUGGCAUUGAUUUUCCGAAUAUUUUUCUACAUAACAUGGCUUUACAUGAUGUUGCCGAUGAUGUCUGCUGACUGCAUGCCAAUCACGCAUUUGAUCACCAUGACUUACAAGUUUAUUACUCUUUGCCAUCAUUUCGAAAGAAUACGGACUGAAUUUGAUGAGGAUACGAAAAUAAUGAACAAAAGAGAAGCUAUCGACAAACUUAGAGCUCGAUGUUUGGAAGGUAUUAGGAUGCAUCAGAAACUUUUGUGUUUAGCAGACGAGAUACAUCGUGUUUUCGGAAUAAUAAUGUCACUCCAAGUGUGCGAAAGUUCCGCCGUCGCUGUGUUACUUUUGCUGCGUUUAGCGCUGUCACCUCAUCUUGAUCUAACUAAUGCGUUCAUGACGUAUACGUUUGUCUGUUCGCUAUUCCUACUGCUGGCCUUGAAUUUAUGGAACGCUGGAGAAGUUACUUAUCAGGCAUCCCUACUAUCCAAUGCCAUGUUUCAAUGUGGCUGGCAUCUCUGCGAGUUGGAGAAGGACAACCACCGGGAUAUUCGAAGACUGGUCCUAAUCGGUUGCACGCAGGCGCAGAAACCACUUAUACUCAAAGCUUUUGGAAUCCAGGAUUUGUCGUAUGAAACAUUCGUGUCUGUAGCAAGAAUGACGUACUCAAUAUUCGCUGUGUUUUACCAAAGAGGCGAGUAA
Molecule: messenger RNA, 1197 nt
Organism: Helicoverpa armigera (cotton bollworm)
Lineage: Eukaryota; Metazoa; Arthropoda; Insecta; Lepidoptera; Noctuidae
Gene: Or-8
Exons: 6
Coding region: 1-1197 (398 amino acids)
Biological process (GO): detection of chemical stimulus involved in sensory perception of smell; sensory perception of smell
Cellular component (GO): plasma membrane
Molecular function (GO): olfactory receptor activity; odorant binding
Source: RefSeq, a predicted model, not a curated record